This is a messenger RNA of Esox lucius (northern pike), 2906 nucleotides long. RefSeq names its product phosphorylase, glycogen, muscle A (gene pygma). Bases 102 to 2636 code for a protein of 844 amino acids. The record is from RefSeq and is a predicted model, not a curated record. The transcript has 21 exons. Gene Ontology annotation, biological process: glycogen catabolic process. Gene Ontology annotation, molecular function: glycogen phosphorylase activity; pyridoxal phosphate binding. Lineage: Eukaryota; Metazoa; Chordata; Actinopteri; Esociformes; Esocidae. Gene Ontology annotation, cellular component: cytoplasm.
GCCAUGCGGGUGCUUCUGUAGGGGUGUCUGGACAUUGUGGAUUGCACCUCUCGUUUUAUUGCAAUAAGGAACCCGGUGUAAGACCCGUUUCGCGCAGCAUCAUGUCUAAGCCGUUGUCCGAUCACGACAGAAAAAAACAGAUCUCCGUGAGAGGUCUUGCGGGUCCGGAAAAUGUCGCAGAACUGAAGGUGGCUUUCAACAGGCAUCUCCAUUUUACACUGGUCAAGGACAGAAAUGUGGCAACCAAACGGGAUUACUACUUCGCUCUUGCCAACACCGUGCGUGACCACUUGGUGGGCAGGUGGAUUAGAACACAGCAGUACUACUAUGAGAAAGAUCCCAAACGUGUGUACUACAUUUCCCUGGAGUUCUACAUGGGACGCACACUGCAGAACACCAUGGUCAACUUGGCACUGGAGAACGCCUGUGAUGAGGCCAUUUACCAGCUAGGUCUGGACAUGGAGGAGUUGGAGGACAUGGAGGAAGACGCCGGCCUGGGAAACGGGGGUCUCGGCCGUCUUGCCGCAUGCUUCCUGGACUCCAUGGCCUCUCUGGGUCUGGCUGCCUACGGCUACGGCAUCCGAUAUGAGUUUGGCAUUUUCAACCAGAAGAUCGUCAACGGCUGGCAGGUUGAAGAAGCUGAUGAUUGGCUGCGUUAUGGCAACCCAUGGGAGAAGGCCCGUCCUGAGUACAUGCGUCCUGUCAAGUUCUAUGGCAGAACGGAACACUCCCCAAGCGGAGUGAAGUGGGUCGACGCUCAGGUAGUGCUGGCUCUGCCAUACGACACCCCUAUCCCUGGCUACAGAAACAACAUUGUCAACACCAUGAGGCUGUGGUCGGCGAAGGCGCCGUGCGACUUCAACCUGAAGGACUUCAAUGUCGGUGGCUAUAUUCAGGCAGUGUUGGACAGAAACUUGUGUGAGAACAUUUCCCGUGUGCUGUACCCCAAUGACAACUUCUUCGAGGGCAAGGAGCUGCGUCUGAAGCAGGAGUACUUUGUGGUUGCCGCCACCCUGCAGGACAUCAUCCGUCGUUUCAAGGUCUCCAAGUUUGGGUCCAGGGAGAUCGCCCGUACAGACUUCAAUGAACUGCCCAACAAAGUUGCCAUCCAGCUGAAUGACACUCAUCCUGCCAUGGCGAUCCCUGAGCUGAUGAGGGUUCUGGUGGAUGAGGAGAAACUAGAUUGGGAUGUUGCCUGGAACAUUUGUACACGCACCUGCGCCUACACCAACCACACCGUCCUACCUGAGGCACUGGAGCGCUGGCCCAUUGACCUGUUCCAUCACCUGCUGCCCCGUCACCUUGAGAUCAUAUUCGAGAUCAACCGUCGUUUCCUGGAGUUCGUGGCCUCUAAAUACCCCGGCGACAGCGACCGUCUGGCGCGCAUGUCUCUGAUCGAGGAGGGCCCCUGUAAGAAAGUCAACAUGGCUCAUCUGUGCAUCGUGGGUUCCCAUGCAGUCAAUGGUGUGGCCCGGAUCCACUCCGAGAUCCUCAUCGCCACUCUGUUCAAGGAUUUCUAUGAGUUGGAGCCACACAAGUUCCAGAACAAGACCAACGGUAUCACCCCACGUCGCUGGCUAGUAAUGUGCAACCCUGGCUUGGCUGAGGUCAUCGCAGAGAGAAUCGGAGAGGACUUUGUCCGUGACCUUGACCAGCUGAAGAAACUGUUGAAGUUCAUAAAUGAUGAUGCCUUCAUCCGUGACAUCGCCAAAAUCAAGCAGGAGAACAAGCUGAAAUUUGCUGUACAUCUGGAAGAGCACUACAAGGUCAAGAUCAACCCCCAAUCCAUGUUUGACUUCCAAGUCAAGAGAAUCCACGAGUACAAGAGACAGCUGCUCAACUGUCUACACAUGAUCACCUAUUACAACCGUAUCAAGAAAGAGCCCAACAAGCACUGGACCCCAAGAACCAUUAUGGUUGGAGGAAAGGCUGCUCCAGGGUACCACACAGCCAAGAUGAUCAUCCGUCUCAUCACAGCGAUCGGUGAGGUGGUCAACAACGACCCCGUCAUUGGCGAUCGUCUCAAAGUCCUUUUCCUGGAGAACUACAGAGUCACUCUGGCUGAGAAAGCCAUCCCCUCUGCCGACCUGUCUGAGCAGAUCUCCACGGCUGGCACGGAGGCCUCAGGCACCGGCAACAUGAAGUUCAUGCUGAACGGGGCGCUCACCAUCGGCACCAUGGACGGCGCCAACGUAGAGAUGGCCGAGGAGGCCGGGGAGGAGAACCUCUUCAUCUUCGGCAUGAGGGUGGAGGACGUGGACGCCAUGGACGCCGGUAAAGGAUACCAUGCCACUGAAUACUACAACCGUAUCCCUGAGCUGAAGCAGGCCAUGGACCAGAUCGCCGGUGGCUUCUUCAGUCCCAAGCAGCCAGACCUCUUCAAGGAACUUGUGGAUCUGCUGAUGCACCACGACAGGUUCAAAGUCUUUGCUGACUACGAAUCCUACAUCAAAUGCCAGGAAAAGGUCAAUGAACUGUACAAGAAACCGAAGGAAUGGACCAAGAAAGUGAUCCAUAACAUUGCCGGCUGUGGUAAAUUCUCCAGUGACCGCACCAUUUCCCAGUACGCCCGGGAGAUAUGGGGUGUGGAGCCCAGCCUGGAAAAGAUCCCCGCCCCUGACGAGCAACUCAAAUAAGCUAAACCGCUGAACAUGUGCAAUCCUUCUGAAGAUAUCCGAAGACUAGCCUGGGAGCCAGGGGAGCAGAACUGUGGAAGGUUGGAACAACACAGCCGGCCCACAUGUCAGAACCAUGUCAGAGAACCACACCUUGGCCUUCCCGGCUCUCUUUUAGUUUCAGCUCAUGUGAGUGUCAGUCUUGCCAAUGGUGGCCACCAAAGCCAAAAUCGUCUUGUGAGAAUGUUUUUGUCUAGCCAUACUGAGAUAAUAAAGUAUACUAGACACUAA